Syngnathus typhle (broad-nosed pipefish) is the source of this 1554-nucleotide messenger RNA. Its product is annotated as transcriptional activator Myb-like. Gene Ontology annotation, molecular function: RNA polymerase II cis-regulatory region sequence-specific DNA binding; DNA-binding transcription factor activity, RNA polymerase II-specific. Gene Ontology annotation, biological process: mitotic cell cycle; positive regulation of transcription by RNA polymerase II. The transcript has 9 exons. Lineage: Eukaryota; Metazoa; Chordata; Actinopteri; Syngnathiformes; Syngnathidae. Gene Ontology annotation, cellular component: nucleus. The record is from RefSeq and is a predicted model, not a curated record. The coding region runs from base 202 to 1299 and encodes 365 amino acids.
ACACACACACUGAUUGUAUUUUUUUUUAACCACUAUUAUGACACAAUUGUUGUGGCAAGAGCGGACUGUUGCGUGUUCACGUCGAAGGGCGCCUGGCCCAAGCGUGUCGAUGAUGUCAUUCUUGUUUACACUGACAUGCAUGUGUUUUGAUGUGGUUGGCAGGCAGGCAAACCUGCUUGGAGCGUCUCCAGCAGCCACACGAUGAGCGGCCGAAGCCACAGAUCCAGCACCAAGCGAUGCUGCUGCUGCUUGCCGGUCAAAGAUGAGCGCGGACGAUUUGCCAGAUUGACUCCAGUCAAGUCGGAAUGGGUGAAAGAGGAGGGCGAGGCCUCGGUGGCUGAGUGGGCACAGGAGAAGUGUGUGGAGCCGGUGAAAGGCCCGUGGACGCUGGAGGAGGAUGAGCGGGUGGUGGAGUUGGUGCGCAAGUUUGGCAAGAAGCACUGGUCGCUGAUCGCCAAGCACAUGCGCAGCCGCAACGGCAAGCAGUGCCGCGAGCGCUGGCUCAACCACCUCAACCCGAAAGUCAUCAAGAGCCGCUGGACGCCUGAGGAGGACCGCAUCAUCUGCCAGGCACAGCGCCUGCUAGGCAACCGCUGGGCACACAUUUCAAAGCUACUGCCUGGCAGGCCUGAUAACGCCAUCAAAAACCGCUGGAACUCCACCCUGAAGAGGAAGGUGCAGAAGGAGACCCCUCGCAAGAUCCUCCACCGACACCCAGACUCGGGCGUACACCGCACCACCUCCUCCAGCUCCUCCUCGUCCAGCUCGUCUUCCUCGGCCGCCUCCUCGUCCUCGUCUUCCGCCGGACAGGCGGCUUUCAAGGGCGACGCGGCUGACGAGGAACACUUGAUGAGCACCGAGAUUCUCAACAUGCUGACCGACUGGAGCCCCGACCACAGUGGCGAGCACAAGGACCGAGCCACCGUCUUCUCUCGCUCGGAGGACCAUCUCAUGAACAGCGAAAUCCUCAACAUGCUGAGCGAAUGGAGCCCCUCCCACAGCGCCGAGCACAAUGCCCGAGCUGCCGACAUGUCUCCCUCUGGGCUGUUGAGUCCGGAUGAUGGCGCGGAGGCUUCCUUCGAGGAGGAAAGCCUGGCGAGCGGCAGGCAUCAGGAGGGGACGCCCCGGGCCUCGCACGGCCGCGCGGCGGACAGCGGCGAAUUACUGUGCUUCCCGCUGGUGGGUCAGGAAGUGUGGUGGUGUCUGCAGCCCACCGACGGCGCCGAUGUGGGCGAAACGCUGAGGAUCAAAAGCGAACCGUUUGAGAGAAAUGUGGGUGGAGCCUGUGAAUCAAUAUGAAGCUUCCUAUCACAUCCGCUUCCUGUCCCCUUUUACAACUUUUGCUCAUCUGCUUUUGGAGAUGUGCAGAAGUAAGACUUUGCAUGGAUGGAGAUCGACAUCUGUACGGGUAUGCAGUGGCAGCGAGCGAGAGCACUUUUACUUGGAAAUGUUUAUUAUUUGGUUGAUUUCUUGGGCAGGAAUAGCACUUGAAUGCACUUGAGCAGUUUUACUUGGAAACGUGCCAUGUUCAUUGCGUCUUAUUUGAUUUCUUGG